This is a messenger RNA of Equus quagga, 2072 nucleotides long. It is a transcript of the gene KERA, whose product is annotated as keratocan. NCBI's taxonomy places the organism in Eukaryota, Metazoa, Chordata, Mammalia, Perissodactyla, Equidae. Bases 171 to 1229 code for a protein of 352 amino acids. The transcript is spliced from 4 exons. Gene Ontology annotation, molecular function: protein binding. The record is from RefSeq and is a predicted model, not a curated record.
UUUAUAUUAGGGUGGAUUCAUAAAAAUACGACAGUGGAGCCUGGGACAAUCCAUUACUGUGAUUGAGCAGGGACCAAUAGAAAGGGAGGAAGAAGAUCCAAGAAGAUUGAGCAAACUUCAGAUCCAGAUACAGGACUCAACGGUAUAUUCCUGGACAGCAAGGUACUAUAAUGGCAACCACAAUCCGUUUCAUCAUCUGGGUAUUAUUCAUAACAGAUACUGCAUGGACUCGAAGUGUGAGACAGGUCUAUGAGGUAAAUGAGCCAGAGGAUUGGACUAUGCAUGACUUCGAUUGUCCCAGAGAGUGUUUCUGCCCCCCCAGUUUCCCUACUGCUUUAUACUGUGAAAAUCGAGGUCUCAAAGAAAUCCCUGCUAUUCCUUCAAGGAUCUGGUAUCUUUAUCUUGAGAACAACCUGAUAGAAACCAUUCCUGAGAAGCCAUUCGAGAAUGCCACCCAGCUGAGAUGGAUAAAUUUAAACAAGAACAAAAUCACCAACUAUGGAAUUGAAAAAGGAGCCCUGAGCCAACUAAAGAAGCUGCUUUUCUUAUUUCUGGAAGAUAAUGAGCUAGAGGAGGUACCUUCUCCAUUGCCAAGAAGUUUAGAACAAUUACAAUUAGCUAGAAACAAGGUGUCCAGAAUUCCUCAAGGGACCUUCAGCAAUCUAGAGAAUCUGACCCUUCUUGACCUGCAGCACAAUAAAUUAUUAGACAAUGCCUUUCAAAGAGACACCUUUAAGGGACUCAAGAACCUCAUGCAGCUAAAUAUGGCCAAAAAUGCCCUGAGGAACAUGCCACCAAGAUUACCAGCCAAUACAAUGCAACUAUAUUUAGACAACAAUUCUAUUGAAGGAAUACCAGAGAAUUAUUUUAAUGUGAUUCCUAAAGUGGCCUUCCUGAGGCUAAACCACAACAAAUUAUCAGAUGCAGGCCUCCCUUCAAGUGGUUUUAAUGUGUCAUCAAUUCUAGAUCUUCAACUGUCGCACAAUCAGCUCACAAAGGUUCCCCGAAUCAGUGCUCAUCUGCAGCAUCUUCACCUUGAUCAUAACAAAAUUAAAAAUGUGAAUGUCUCCGUAAUAUGUCCUACCACUACUACACUGCCUGCAGAGCAAGACAUCUUCAGUUAUGGACCUCAUCUUCGCUAUCUCCGUCUGGAUGGAAAUGAAAUCAAACCACCAAUCCCAAUGGAUUUAAUGACCUGCUUCAGGCUCCUUCAAGCUGUCGUUAUUUAAACACAUCUUCAACAAUCUAAAAUUGGUUUAAUGAGCUAAUAUUUCAGACAUGAAAUUUGGUUACCAUUCAUAAGUUUAAGUCAAAAACCACAUUUCCAAUUGUUCUUGGUCAUCACUUUCAUUUGUGCAGCUUAGUUUUUCUAUCCAAAGAUGCUUCCGCCACUUAUAUGUAGCAUAGCCUGCUUUUCUUUAAUUAAUAAAACAGACACAGAGUUAAGAUAGUUUAUCAACUCAAAGAUAGUUUUUUUGGUCUCUUUCACAGCUUACUAAUACCAAAUAAAGGAACUGCAUUGUUAUGCGAUAGAAAACACGUAUUUGUUUAUGUUCAAAAUUACUUAUGCAUAUACUAUAUUUACAGUAUAAAUACAGUAAUCUAAUAGGAGGCAGUAAGAUCUGAAGAAAAUGAAAAAAUGAGAUAUUUCUUUACCAUAAUUAUAAAGAAAUUAUUAAAUUCAGAUUGCUAAGUAGCUUUUGUAGGUAUAAGUUUGCUAUUUAGUUCAAGAACGGAUAUGAAAUGCAUCAAAUACUUUAUAACAAUAGAGUUCUAGUCAUUUAAUACCAAAUAACAGAGCAACAGUCAGUUUUAGAUCAUUACUAUUUCCUACAGCUGCUGUUCCUAGAUAUAGUGCAAUGUACUCUAGCAACUAAACAUCUUAAGUUUCACAUUUAUUAUAACAUAUUUCUAACAGAAUCUUAGUGUUUUAACACUUGAAAUACACUUGAAUUGCAAAUUAUUCAGCUCUUAUAUUUGCCAAUGUUUUUUGGAUUUUUUAAAUAAAAAGAGUGAAUGCUUUCUAAUAAAACAGAAGUAGAAUAUUUAUUUCUAAUGCAUUAUUCGCAAGU